Molecule: messenger RNA, 26910 nt
Organism: Coregonus sp. 'balchen'
Lineage: Eukaryota; Metazoa; Chordata; Actinopteri; Salmoniformes; Salmonidae
Source: the annotation of a GenBank genome assembly
AUGACUUCAGCCAUACUGUCUGCACUUAGUGUCCUCACUAAACCUAUCGGAGGUAAGUUAAUAUUCAGUGUGAUUUUGCUAAAUACGUUAAUCAUUAACAUAUCUGUGUACAGUGCUUGCUAGCUAGCUAGCUAGCUAAAUUAGCCACAAAUGAUUAAGGGAACGCUGUCUACGUUUAAUUUGAUCCAUUUGAUCUGCUAUACUGCAUUUCAUUUUGUCCAUGUCAGAAGAAAAAGCGCUGUAACUAGCUAGCUUGGUAAAUCAUCUCAAUCAAUGGGCUUUGACUAAAUCUGUCUGUGUGUAUGUGUGUCUGCUGACCCUAUGUGUCCCCUCCAGAGACCACAGUGCAUGGUACUCAACACACUGAACAGGAGGCACUGACGGCUGCACUCCAAGCCAACCAGGCCCUGCUGGAGGAGCGUCUGCAGACAGAGAAGGGCCUGGACGAGGUGCGCAGCCUGCGGGAGGAGGUGAGAGCUGGGGUGCCCUGGAUCUGCACCGAUACAGAGGACGUCACAUGGAGCUUUGUCCAGGAGUGUCUGCUGCUGUUGCUAAGCCUGGCCCGUAACCUCACUCUCCAGCUAGAGCUCUUCAACCAAGCCCCCAGGCCUGCUAAGUCCAGACUGCGGACCCCUGAGAUGGCCCCUCCACUGCCUCCUGACGUGCUGAGUGUGGCCCAACAGAAGACACUUGGUGCAGCUCUUCAAUUUGUUGUCUCGCUGGGCCUCUGCCCCUACCUGGCCCCGGGGGUGGGGGUGCCCCUGGGGCGCAGGUCAGCGUUUGGGAAGAUGGUGGAGGGGUUGGUGUGUCACGAUGUGGCCCCUGUCCCUGAGCGCCGUCUCCUGACCACCACUGCUGUUCUGCUGGAGCUGUCUGUGCUGUCAUCACUGGCCACCAUGGUCUACACUCGCCACCUGGGAGAUGUCAUGGCAGCGCUAUGCCAUCUAGGAUACCGCCCCCACCGCCCAGAGAAAGGCACCACUAAGGAAGAGAAGGUAAUUCACUGUUCCAGCCUGACGAUGUUGAAUAUGAAUGGUAUUAUUAUACCUUGAUAUCAGUAGUUCAGCAAAAUAAGAUGCCCAUGUAGUUGCCCGUUUUGCCUAUUUGCCAUAUGAAGUCAGUUAUCCAACUUGUGAAAGAGAUGAUUGUAAUAACACCCUUUUUCCACUAGAUGGUAUAAGUAUUAAGCAGAGGAACAAGCAGGCUCAGCUGUUUUUGCAUCAUCGCUAAAUCCAUAUGAUCACCCUUUUGAUAAUGUAGGAGCUCAGUAAGGAGGAACGCAAGAACUGCAGGGAGGCCCUUCAAAAACUCUUGGGGAAAGUCUACCAGCCAAUCGUUAUCAAAGAGUUGCUUAUUCUCCAAGGCGGUCCCAAACAGGUAGAGCGCAGUGAAGUGUCUGUACAUCAUUACGUAUCAGUAUGUUUUCCUCUGUGUACUUGUAUAUGGUGCUGUGUCUGUCUACUCUGGUGUAACAUAAUGUAGCAGGCGUAAAAGAAACGCUUGAGCGGCCUUUCUUUCAUUUUGAUCAUAACAAGAGAGAGAACUGUCUGGGGAGGUUCUUUUCUGCAUUGUUCAUCCAAUGCAGUAAAUGUGGAGGAGGAGUUAAGAUGGAGUGUCACCAUGUUAACGUCCGAAAGCGGUAAUCUUGUCACAGGCACGGGGGGGGGGGGGGGGGGGGGGGGGUUCUGAAAACUAGCUGUUAUUGGCAAAGAGGUUUAGAACUCUUUCUUAUUAGUUUAACUAAUUUACCGCCUGGUGAGUUCACCAGGCAGGCCAAAACUCCAAACAGCUCUUACACUAAAAGGGCAUUAUCAUACUUUUCACAGUAUUAUUCCAACCUCAUCGUGUGGAAAUAUAUAUAAAACACAGGAAAAUCACGUUUUUGACUGCACCGGGCCAUUAAAUAAGACAUCUCAGUCUUACCCCCUCUACUUGUCUUUUCCUACUAGCACUGACUUUGCUGAUAACUUAUUUAUUGAGGCUAAAUGUACUUACUACCACUAAUGUGGUUGUCUCACCUAGCUAUCUUAAGAUGAAUGCACUAAGUAAGUCGCUCUGGAUAAGAGCAUCUGCUAAAUGACUAAAAUGUAAAUGUCUCUCUGUCCUUCCAGGCCCCUCCAAGCCCUGGUACUAGUGGUGGCAAUAGGAGCCAUCUGAGUCAGGCUACCCCAUGGCUGAGGUGUCUGUGUGGGCAGCUGCUGUCUGAGAGGCUGAUGCAGCCCAAUGGAGUCCAGUCUGUGGUGAGGGCUAUCCUGGAGGGAGGCGCAGGUGAGCUCAGCUGUAGACGUGGGGGGAACAUUUAGAAAACCCUGAGAUAGCCAAGCCAUGAGAAAGAGAUGGGCAAGAAACAUCUCUACCAAACUCUUAGGUAUUAUCAGUUGUGAUGAAUGAGCCAUAAGUGUCAUUCUUACCUGCUUUAUAAUAAAGCAGUUUCACUUUUUGUUCCCUCCCUCUCUAACAGGAGGAGAGUCUGACUGGAGGAAAUGUGAUGGUGUAGCCAGGAUCCUAGCAGCCUGCCCUCAGCAGUCUCUAUCUCCAGACAGCUACUACAGCCAGGUUUGCCCCCAGGUAAACCUGUCAUGUUUUUAAAGAUUUAUGGAAAUUGAACUUGCUAUACAUACCGGCAUAAAAGUCAUAAUAAUCUCUAGAUUCAUUUUGGUAAUAAUAUUCUCUCAUAAUGGUCAGAUUCUGGAGCUCCUGCACUUCAGAGACAAGCUGACAGCUCAGCAGUUCCAGCGUGUGGCCACCAGGGCAGCUCUCACCAUGGUGCAGGACCGCCCAGAGUUUGCACUGCAGUACCUGCUCACUCCCCUCUUCAGCUCCCUUCACCGCUGUGGUCAGAUGACAGGUCAGUGCAAGCUGUGCAGUAUCUCUGAGAGAACAAAUGUACUAAUUAGUUACCUACACCAUAUAUACAAAGUAUGUGGACACCCCUUCAAAUGAGUGGAUUUAGCUAUUUCAGCCAGACCCGUUGCUGACAGGUAUAUAGAAUAGAGCACACAGCCAUGCAAUCUCCAUAGACAAACAUUGGCAGUAGAAUGGGCCGUACUGAAGAGCUCAGUGAUUUUCAAUUUGGCACCGUCAUAGGAUGCCACCUUUCCAACAAGUCAGUUUGUUAAACUUCUGCCCUGCUAGAGCUUCCCCGGUCAACUGUAAGUGCUGUUAUUGGGAAGUGGAAACGUCUAGGAGCAACAAUGGCUUAGCCAAGAAGUGGUAGGCCACACAAGCUCAAGGAAUGGGACCGCUGAAGUGCGUAGCGCAUAAAGAUCGCCUGUCCUCGGUUGCAACACUCACUACAGAGUUCCAAACUGCCUCUGGAAGCAACGUCAGCACAAUAAAUGUUCGUCGGUAGCUUCAUGAAAUGGGUUUACAUGGCCGAGCAGCUGCACACAAGCCUAAGAUCACCAUGCGCAAUGCCAAGCGUCGGAGCAGUGGAAAUGCAUUCUCUGGAGGGAUGAGUCAUGCUUAACCAUCUGGCAGUCCAGCGGACAAAUCUGGGUUUGGCGGAUGCCAGGAGAAUGCUACCUGCCCAAAUGCAUAGUGCCAACUGUAAAAUUUGGUGGAGGAGGAAUAAUGGUCUGGGGCUGUUUUUCAUGGUUCGGGCUAGGCCCCUUAGUUCUAGUGAAGGGAAAUCUUAACGCUACAGCAUACAAUGACAUUCUAGACGAUUCUGUGCUUCCAACUUUGUGGCAACAGUUUGGGGAUGGCCCUUUCCUGUUUCAGCAUGACAAUGCCCCCGUGCACAAAGCGAGGUCCAUACAGAAAUGGUUUGUCGAAAUCAGUGUUGAAGAAUUUGACUGUCCUGCACAGAGCCCUGACCUCAACCCCAUCGAACACCUUUGGGAUGAAUUGGAACGCUGACUGCGGGCCAGGCCUAAUCGGCCAACAUCAGUGCCCAACCUCACUAAUGCUUGUGGCUGAAUGGAAGCAAGUCCCCGCAGCAAUGUUCCAACAUCUAGUGGAAAGCCUUCCCAGAAGAGUGGAGGCUGUUAGAGCAGCGAAGGGGGGACAAACUCCAUAUUAAUGGCCAUGAUUUUGGAAUACGAUGUUCAAGCAGGUGUCCACAUACCUUUGGUCAUGUAGUGUAUGCUGGUUUGUUAAAAAUUACAACUUCUGUAGGAUAUAUAACCGAAAAAGAACCACCACUGUUAGCUUGCAGAGCUGAUUGCAGCUGCUCACCGCUUUCUAUCGAAAUUAUUUGGUCUGUGCAUCAGAGAAAUUGACACUGCUGCAGAGAAAGACUCCACUGGCUUUCAGAACGGUCAAUGCCCUUACCGCUCUGAAAAUGACACUUGGUAUUUACUUGGUGUGUGUGUGCGCCUGAAUGUGUGCCUGUAUGUGUGUCUGUGUGUUUUGGAUUUGUGUGCAUGUGUGUGUACAUGUAUGGAUGCCUGUGUGUGUAAAUUCGUGGUAUUGCUUGAGGAGCACUCCAUAAAGUUGGGCUAGUUGAAUAUGGAUCUCCCCCUGCUGUUAACAGGCCUGUGGGCUGGCUGCUGCUCUGACAGAUACGUAGGACAUGUAUUAUGUGUUAGUGAAAACAAUUAUCCUCUAUUCUGUAGGUAUUUUCCCUCGCUCAAUUCAUAAUUUUUUUUAAGCUAGUGAAAUUCUGGUUUACGAUUAAUGAUGUCUGCUGGCUGUAAGUGCUUGCUGACGUGGUGCUGAACAUGAAUCUCUAGGUUCAGACACAGCCCUGUGGAUGACAGUUUGGGUGGCUCCAGGCACUGAGUAUGUCUGUAUUUGUCAGGGGAGGGUCAAACCCAGGUCACAGUGGAAGAAUGGGAGCUGACGCGCUGUGUGGAGGACGUAUUUAAGGUGAGUGGAACACAGACUAUUAACUCAACCAUGUACUGUAUAGGCCAAACCUAGAGAUUUACUGUAUCACUCUCUCCUUCCAUUUCUCUCAGAUCUGUGUGGUGGGGAACAGCCCGUCUGCUCCUUUGCUAAAGGUUCUGGGAGAAGUGAUUCCUGUUCUCUUCGAUCUGUACUGCUUCACCAAAAAGAAUGCUUCCCACCUACGGUCAGUUCUGUUUUUGAAAUGCUUCUACUGCUGAGUAUUUCUGUAUCUGGCUAUUACUAUAUAGCUGUUUCCAGUCUCAGUAAGCCCUAUUUGUGAUGGUCACUUCAGCAAUAUAACAAUGGUUUCCCCUGUAUCUUGUCAUGGAUCAGGUCCUUUCUGCUUUUAGGUCGUUUCUAACUUUUCCCUGUGUAUGAUGUGUAUUUUGUGUGCUCCACAGUGCCCCCUGUCAGGAGAUCCUGCUCUGGUACUUGGGCAACUCUGAGCUUCCUGUGGCCCUCUCAACCCUACAGCAGCUGUGUGCCAUGGAUGGAGGGGCAGGCGGGGUGGCUUCUGGCUUCCAUUUCACCCCUGGUAGUGAGGGAGGGGCACAGCUUACCCCCUCAGAGACCAUCAGGUGACUGGCAUUCAACAUCACACAAUUACUGGUCCCCAAUGCUCCCAUAUGAGAAGAAGAUGCUAGUAAAACCCCUUAAUUGGGCGGAGAGGUUGUUAUCACUGAUCUGAUGACUGGGAGUGAUUAAUGUAAUGUAGUGGAAACUGCAAAUGCACCUAUCCAGUCAUGUUAGAUCAUCGAUUAUUCCAAGGAAGGACAAAACAUUUAAAUAUACAAUCAUCUCCCAUUAUGUGUGUCGGUCUCCUCUACCCUUCAUGUCUCAGUGAUGAGGAUGACGCUCUGUAUGAGAGGGUGUCUGGGGAGCAGUGGAGGGUGGAGUGUCUGGCCCAGCUGCUGGCUGAGAUGAAGGACAGCGACCUGCCUGGAGACUUCUUCCUGGAGCUGCUGCAGGUAGCUACUGUACCACACAUAGACACGUACAGAGAGGCAGCCUAUGGCUUUGGCCAUUAUUGUCCUGCUGCAUUCCUCAGGUGGGGUUGGUCUGUAAAUAUGGAUGCUCUCUUCCCUGGCAGGCGCUGACUUGCUGGGCUGCAGAGGAGGAGGAAGAGGAGGAGGAAGAGGACACGUCAGCCAUGACACUACUGCAGCUGGAGCAGCAUAUGUUAGGGAAAGUCACAGGGCGGGGUCAGAAGCUGGCUCUACUGCAGGUGCUGGCUGUCAUGUGUGAGGCCCUACCACACACCCUGAUGCUGCGCAAGCCAACCCAGGUAACUACUAGUAUACACCCCACAGAUAAACUCGUGAACCUUGCUCCUGUUCAAGAUUGGAUCAUGUCAGAUGCCAACAGUUGAUUGACUUGAGUAUUUGCUUUUCACUGCUUAACUAUUUAUCUCCAACAAUAAAGCUUCAGUCUUCCAUCAUUUAUGUUAUUUUCUCAGUUUAUGUUCACCAUCUCUCCACUUGUAGUUUUCUGAUUAGCUUUUAUCAAACUUUAACUUUAAGUCUGUGUGUCUUUCCCUCAGCAUCAGGGCUUUACAGAACACUGGUCCUCUGGGUCUCCUUAUUAAGGAAUGAGGGCAUGUAGAGUAAUACUUUAAGAGCUCUAAUAAUAGAGUGGUCUAUCUCUGAUUAGGUAAAAGACCCAGGGCUAAUGCUAUGCCAUUUUGCCUGAGGAAAACCAUUCACUCUCAGAUUAGGAAACUUCUCUGAUAAACUGGCUUCAGUUCAGUUGAUAAGCAGUAUUUUUAGCUAUUUUAUCUCGAGGGCCCUCGGCCAGGGUUUUUUGCUGAGAAAUGUUAAAACGUUUUUAUGUUUAAAUCUGUGGGUGUGAGAAUUUAAUAGCACUAUUUAAUAUACACCUAGUGGUAGGAAAUGUGUGGUUUGUAUACAUGCAGCUGUCUGUUCGUCUUGUGUCUGAUACAUCUGUCUGUCUGUGUGUCCACUCCCAGGUGGUGGAAUUCAUUGUGGUCAUGCUGCAGAGGGCCUGUGUGGGUUUGGACCAGGUCCGGGCUGCUGAGGGUCCAGUGGAGACCCAGACUCUCAGUAUGGGAAUGGGCCUGGUGGCCACCCUGCUCUCAGGACCCUCACCGGUACUGCACACACUGCUAGGGAACACACACCAUUCUGUUCAGGCAACAGGCUUUACCAUUGAUACUACUGUAGAUGUGUAUGGUAUCAUACUGUAUUAUAUGUGGCAUUUUGUUUUGAUGUCUCUCUCGCUCUCUUCUUGUUGCAGCUGAGUGCUGAGGACUACUCCUCGAUGUCCAGGCUCCUCCCACCUCUGGAGGAGAUUUCCCAGAGGCACCCUGAGGUGGUCAUCCAGGAGCUGGCCUCAGACCUGCGAGCCGCCAUUGCCACACACGGUGCCCACCAACCUGACAACUUGACACGAGCCACUAAAUAUCAAAGUCCCAAAACGGACAAUAAAGUGCCUACUAAGAAAAACUUCAUGACCCAAACUAGACUAUACUCACACCCCCUUAAUAACAACCCCAGCACACACACUACUCAAACGCCUAACACCCGAGCCCCAAUUCAGACCUGCAUCCCCAACCUCAGAACACAGAGCAGAUCCGGUGAUGGGGAUAGUCUGGGCCAGAAAACUCUCCCAUCCCAGAGGGUAUCAUCUGGGGCUGGCCAGGGUCCUGCAGCGGUGUCUGGUCCUGAUGGGGGGCAGUCAGGAGGGAGGGGUGACAGCAGUAGCAGCAGUAGGGCCUUCUCGGACUGCCUGCUUGGGGCCUGUGAUCCUGAGGUCCCCACCAGAGCAGUGGCCCUGAGGACCUUAACCCGGGCCAUACAGAAUGGAGACAGGGAGGCUCUUCAGAAUCAGGAGAAAAUCCUCACGGUGAGUAGAGCGGUGGAGAACCAGUAGAUAUAGCGUAUUGCUUAUAAAAUAUGACUUAGUGGUCUGACUAUGUAUCAACCAAGGGACCCAGUGCAGUCAUUGGUUUAAUAGGUUCCCUCUCAGUGGUAUCUAUCUUUCUACCUCCAUUGCUGACCUCCAUCUCCCUUGAGAGGGGUCUUCCUCUAACACCGUAGCCUCACGCAGGCCCUGGAGGCGCGGACUGUAGCAGCAAUACCAGCCUCUGUGGGUGCUGCUGUCUGUUUGGGUGGAGAGGAUGUUUAAUAGAUGAGGGGAGUUGAUCAAAGACCCUGGGCGUUGCAGUGUGGUCUAUGGGGACUUGUUAAUCUGGCUGAGGGUGGUGAGGUUGAGGGGACUGGAUUAUCGCACUGUGUCUGGGUCUCAUUUAGUAUUCAGUGUAAUGAGCACCACUCCCCCCCCGUCCCGUCCCGUACCGUCUCAGCCUAGGGGGUCCAGUACCUGGUGGGGGGUGGGGAUCCUCUUUAAUCUCCAUCCUAUUGUACUUCUCUUUGUGUUGGGGUUGUUUUGGGACAAAUUAUACGCACUAUGAAGAAAUGUAUGGAUUUCAGAUGGGAAAGUUGAGCAGCUUUGGUGUAAUGUGUCCUCUAAUGGCUUUGUCUUCCAGCUCUUCCUGGAGAACUUGGAGCAUGAGGACACGUUUGUUUAUCUGUCAGCCAUUCAAGGUAGGAAGUCAAGGGGCUCCAGGUGGUGCUUAACCUUACAUGUGUAAACCUUUGGUCUUUACUCUAGUUUUGUGGGGUGAUAUUAACCUUUGGCUUCGGCUGGCUUUCCAUUACCACGUUGUAGCAAGUAUAACUAGGAUACAACUGUUGUAUCAUCUAAUUUGCCCUAGAAAUUGAUCUUCUGGAAUGACAUUGACUUGCAGUGGAAUCAUUUCAUGGUAUAUAGGUUUUGUUGGGCUUAGGGUUUCUCAGUGACCCAUUCUCUGUGUCCCUCUCUGCAGGCCUGGCGGUGUUGGCUGACUUCUUCCCUGAGAGGAUCCUGCUGCGGCUGCAGGAAGAGUACCAGAGUGGUCCAUCCUCUCAGAGGGAGAGGUCCCUGGAGACACGGCUGAAGGUUGGAGAGGUGCUGAUGAGGGCUAGCAGGGCUAUGGGUGAGUGGACUGUUAUGAAAAUGUAUGCACUCACUAACUGUAAGUCGCUCUGGAUAAGAGCGUCUGCUAAAUGACUAAAAUGUAAAUGUUAUGAACACAGCUAGCUGAUCUACUAAAAAUCUACUCACCACACAUCCUGGGAGAGGCUCCAGCAAUAUACUUAUGAACUCAAUGAGAAUAUGAUAUUUUGGUGUGUAGAUUUGAGCACACAGAGAAGGAAGCACCUGCAGCUAGCCCCAGUGACACAGUUUACUAGGAUUUGACAGAUUCAUAGUCUUUUUUGUGAGGGACAUGUGUAUGAAUGAUUGUGAAUUUGCUUACUCAUGUUAGUGUUUCCAUUUCAAUUAUGCAUACAUGUGUGUUGGUCUAUGUUAACAGUGUAUGGGGCCCAAUUAUAGUUACAAAGUCAUAAAACAGUCGUAAAACAGAGUAAGUGCUUGUUCCACACUGAGGGGACUGUAUCAAAACCUAUCCCUCUCUGAUAGAAUUCCUUGUUUGUGGUUUUUCCCUCUCCCUGGUUUUGUCUGCCAGAUCUUGAUAGUACCAUUUUCCCGGGACAAGUGAGGGGUUAUUCGGCAUGUCCCCCUUCCCCUCCCUUGUCUUGGAUGUGAAAGGCACCCAGACAGACCAGCUCCACUAGCCUAACAGAACAUCAUCUCAGCUGGUUCAACAGCUGGUUUGUCACCCCAUUAGAUAUCCACAGGAAUCUUUUGUCACUCCUCUGGAUCACUCUCCCCUUUCUUAUGCAUCUGGGAAACUACCCCCGUCCGCCAAACCCCAUAAUCGGAAUUAUGAUCAAACAAUAUUAGCACCCCAUCCAAUUUUUGUACUACAGAUGGUCAUUUUUUGAAAUUAUUUUACUAUUCAAAUAAUGUCAUUAGAUUUUUUUACAUAUCCGGAUAGUCGAAAUGCAAAAUAAUAAUACAAAAAUUGCUCUUGACUCUUGACCAAUCAAAAUGAUGCAAAUGCACAUGGCAGGGGUAAACAGAGGACAGACUGUAUCUGUAUCUGGAAGGUGGAGGGUGGAGGCCAGGGCAGGCUGAAUGAUACCUCUCAUGGUGGGUCUGUCUGACUGGGCCAGCAGACUCUGCUGCAGGGACACCGGCCCAGUCCACCCAUCUGGGUCUUACUGGGUCUUACUUGGACACCCAGUCACCUGGCCAGCUCCAUGGCUCCCACUGCUUUAUGUUCUGAAAUAGAGCAGGUUUUGCACUGUCAGUGGGGGGCUGUCUUAGUAAGACAGAUACACACACACACACACACACACUUACACACACUGAAAGGAAUAAAGCGUCUUCUCUAUUUUAGUUUCUUCGCAGAUUUAGCAACCACCUUUGCAAAAGAACAAUGAGUCAGCUCUUUGUAUAGAUUAAAACAACUUCACCAGCUGGACCACUAGGCAGGUAGUGUAAUGUCAUGUCCUCCUGAGGUGCAUUUGAGGACAGACCAGACGUGGGGAAGUUUCCUCAACACUGUCAGCAGCCAAUAGUCAGUUUUGCUGGCAGCCAAUAGUACAGUAUUGAUAAUCGUUAAUGCAAAGACAAACCUUAUCUUCUUCCUUCCUGUGUUUCAGGUGACCUGGCGCCCCACCAUGGCCGGCCCCUGAUCGGGGUCUUCCUGAGGGGGACGAGGGACGAGGACAGCAGUGUCCGUGCUAGCUGCCUGUCCAACCUGGGAGAGCUCUGCCAGAGACUCAACUAUGCCCUGGGGCCUUGGGCUCAGGAGGUGAGGACCACUAGUAAACCAUGUCAUAUGGUUAAACAACAAUAGUCUGUCUGUUUAUUUGCCUAUAGUUUCUAAGUAUGUCAGUAGACUGUUUUGAUCACGUGGAUUGGAACAUGUUCCGUGUCGCCUCUGGGGAUAACGUCAAUGAAUACGCCGACUCAGUCACCGGAUUCAUAAAAAAAUGCAUAGAUGUGAUACUGAUGGUGUCUUUUAAAACUUAUCCGAAUCAAAAUCUGUGGAUUGAUGGCAGCGUUAUCGGGAAACUGAAGGAGAGAGAUGCUGCUUAUAAACACGGCAAGGUGAUUGGGGACAAUUUGUAUGAUUAAACAGCACAAAUACGAGCUACGCAGAUCGAUCAAGGUGGCCAGACACAAGUAUAGGGACAAAGUGGAGGGACGGUUCAGCGGGUCGGACACAAGGAGCAUGUGGCAGGGGCUUCUAACGAUCAUGAAUUACAAAAAGAAAGCCAGUCAGGUCGCAGACACCAACGCCACCCUGCCGGACGAGCUAAACACAUUUUUCUCACGCUUCGAGCAUAACAACUUUGAGCCCCUGAGGACAACGAGGGCUACGUGCUUACUGUCUCCACGUAGGACAUAUGAAAGUCAUUCAAACGUGUUAACCCUCGCAAGGCUAACAGACGGCAUCCCUAGCCGUGCCCUCAGAGCAUGUGCAGACCAGCUAGCUGUUGUGUUUUUAGAACAUUUUCAAUCUCUCUCUAGCUCAGGCCGUUAUCCCCACCUGCUUCAAGAUGUCCACUACCAUCCCUGUGCCUAAGAAAGGGAAAGUAACUGAACUGAAUGACUACCGACCCGCAACACUCACUUCCGUUAUCAUGAAGUGCUUCAAGAGGCUAGUCAAAGACCACAUCACUUCCUCCCUUCCAGACACGCUCAACCCUCUCCAACUAGCCUACCGCCCCAACAGAUCCACAGACGACGCAAUCGCCAUUGCACUGCAUACUGCCCUCACCCACCUGGACAAAAGGAAUGCAUAUGUGAGGAUGCUGUUCAUCGACUACAGCUUGGCCUUCAAUACCAUAGUGCUCUCUAAGCUCACCACAAAGCUCAAGGCCCUGGGAUUGAACUCCUCCCUACACAACUACGUCCUGGACUUCCUGACGGGCCGACCCAGGGGGAUGAAGGUAGGCAACAUUACCUCCUCCACACUGAUCCUCAACACGGGGGCCCCACAAGGGUGCAUCCUCAGUCCCCUCCUGUACUCCCUGUAUACCUACGACUGCAUGGCCUCACACAGUUCCAACUCCAUCAUCAAGUAAGCUGACAACAUGACCAUAGUAGGCCUGAUUACCAACAAUGACGAGACGGCCUACAGAGAGGAGGUAUGCUCUCUGACGGCAUGGUACCAGGUAAACAACCUCUUUCAAAAUGUCAGCAAAACAAAGGAGCUAAUUGUGGACUUCAGGAGGAUUCAGGCUGGGCACGCCCCCAUCCUCAUCAAUGGGGCUGCCGUGGAGAUGGUCAAAAACGUCAAGUUCCUCGCUGUACACAUCUCCGAGAAGCUGAAAUGGUCAAACCACAUGGACACUGUGGUGAAGAAGGCAAGCUAGCGACUUUUCAACCUCAAGAGGCUGAAGAAAUUCGGCCUGUCCCCUAGGGUUCUACAGGAGCACCAUCGAGGGCAUACUGUCGGGCUGCAUCACAGCCUGGUACGGCAACUCCACCGCCGCUGACCGCAAGGCUCUACACAGGGUGGUACGCUUAGCCAAACGCACCUUUGGGUGUGCACUGCUUACCUUCAAGGACACCUACUACACCAGGUGUCACAGGAAGGCCAAGAAGAUCAUCAAGGACCUCAGCCACCUGAGCUAUGGCCUGUUCUCCCCGCUUCCAUCACUGACACGGAAAGUAUAGGAGCAUCAUGGCAAAAACUGACAGACUGGCCAAUAGCUUCUACUGGCAAAUCAUCAGGCUGCUGAAUAGCCACCACUAGGCAGCUAUCUGCUCCCCCUAUCCCCCUCCUGCCCCCCGGUCUUCCUACUCCUACCUCUAUGGACAUUCUACCGCAGGUAUUGCCCAAGUUUAAAGUUCACGGUUCACUUUCUUCAGAGGGAGAGAACUGAACUGUGGCUGUCUUGUCCUACUGCCCCUCUUUCAGCCCGUGCCUCUGCCCAUGACAGAUUUCUCCCAGCUCAGCAGUAUUGUGUGUUGGAGUGUCCUCUCCUAAAGAGCCCCUCCCCCAGUGCUGAGAUCAGGCUUUUCACUGAUGAGGGGGAGGGCCCGGAAUCACUUCACUCAAACUCUUGUCCGCUCCAGUUGACAGAAAUUGUGUGUGUCUGUGUGUGUGUCUGGGCAGCUUGUGGAAGGCCUGUCUGCCUGCUGCAGUGGUCGGGGCCCUAAAUAAAGCUGCUUUGAUGGCCAGGGGUCUGUCAGCGAGGGCUGUGCACUGCAGACUCUGCUUCAUGAAUACGCAUCUCUGUCAGGCUGAGUAACAGGGAUGCUUAUUCAUGAGAGCCAUGGCCCUCUGCUCUCUGCUACAGCCUAAUCCCUCUCAGUCCAUCACAGCCUGCCGUCGGUGUGUUUGUCUAUCCUACCAAUAUGCUAAUCAACCCGGUGCACUAGCGGUAACCACAGCACUCUGAACCUUGGCAAGUUUACUGCUCCUUUAUAGAUCCUCUAUUUCAGCCUCUGAGUGUGUGUAUUUAUCUGUGUAUAUGUUUGUUCUUCCUUAGUUGAGCACCUGUUUGACGGCACUGAUAAAGACAGAGAAGGAGGCAGAGGUGCGGCGAGCUGCUGUUCACGUCAUUGCCCUGCUGCUCAGGGGCCUGAGCGACAAAGCCACCGAGGUACAGUACUAGAGCAGUUGUCUGUGCCCAUACAGGUACAAUAACCACAUGGAUACACACAUUUGUUGAGCACUCCUACACACAUUUGUUGAACAGUCAUAAGAAGUAGAAAAUUGUCAUUGGUAUGGCCUCUUACAAAAUGUAAUCUAAUGUAGUUUACAUAUUAGGGAGUGGAGAUGUGUGUUAGAGGGCUGCGGGUCGCAACAGAGAUCAUUGCGGUGCGGUCGUCAUACUGCGGGCAGAAGCGGGCAGUCAGACAACUUUGGGAUUACUUUUUUUUUUGUCCCACAGAAUAUUUGGAAACGGUCGUCGUUCUGCUUUGUAUGCGUUAGCCUAGGGACAGCCAAGAGUGCACUUUUUUUUUUAUAUGCUAGGUGUAAUCAUAGAAUUAAAUAGGCCUAUAGAAUCCCUAAUCAUUUCAUAUAUGAUCUCUGUGGUCUUAAUAGCCUAGGCCUAGUAAAGAUUUGUCAUAUCACUUUAAACAUGCAUUACCUUUUAAUGUGGCAUAAACACAACCAGUCAUGAUGUUUUCAUCUGAUUGUCAAACAAUCACUUCAAAAAGGCGCUCCUGUAGUCUACCCACGCACGUUCGUCCACUCACUAAAUAAUUCCAUCAUCCAAACCCCAACAGUGCACUGUGCACCCGCAAUUUGAUGAAUGGAAAGAGACAUCCGUUACAAAACACCUAUGUGUAUUGUAAUGACAUUCUGCAGUUGUCAUUAGGCCUACAACAAGUGGAGGGCACUUAACCAUCGUGAGUCGAGGUGCAAUCAAAAAAUUUGAUUAUCAGGACAUGGGCCGUUCUUACAGUAUUCUCCCUGUACACCAAGUCAGAACCGCAGGAUAAUUAAAGGGGGCAUAUAAGCAGACAAAGAAAGCUCUUACAAUAUUCGAUGAUUACAUUUCUCUAAAACAGGCUAUAGGCUACAUGUGCACCACCAAGUCAGAACCAAAUUAUUAGGGUGAGGCACAUGGGCUACUAACAACUUACUACACAACAUACACUUAGUAUUACUUUCUUGGCUACAGUAUACAGUGAGGGAAAAAAGUAUUUGAUCCCCUGCUGAUUUUGUACAUUUGCCCACUGACAAAGAAAUGAUCAGUCUAUAAUUUUAAUGGUAGGUUUAUUUGAACAGUGAGAGACAGAAUAACAACAACAAAAUCCAGAAAAAAGCAUGUCAAAAAUGUUAUAAAUUGAUUUGCAUUUUAAUGAGGGAAAUAAGUAUUUGACCCCUCUGCAAAACAUGACUUAGUACUUAGUGGCAAAACCCUUGUUGGCAAUCACAGAGGUCAAACGUUUCUUGUAGUUGACAACCAGGUUUGCACACAUCUCAGGAGGGAUUUUGUCCCACUCCUCUUUGCAGAUCUUCUCCAAGUCAUUAAGGUUUCGAGGCUGACGAUUGGUAACUCGAACCUUCAGCUCCCUCCACAGAUUUUCUAUGGGAUUAAGGUCUGGAGACUGGCUAGGCCACUCCAGGACCUUAAUGUGCUUCUUCUUGAGCCACUCCUUUGUUGCCUUGGCCGUGUGUUUUGGGUCAUUGUCAUGCUGGAAUACCCAUCCACGACCCAUUUUCAAUGCCCUGGCUGAGGGAAGGUGGUUCUCACCCAAGAUUUGACGGUACAUGGCCCCGUCUAUCGUCCCUUUGAUGUGGUGAAGUUGUCCUGUCCCCUUAGCAGAAAAACACCCCCAAAGCAUAAUGUUUCCACCUCCAUGUUUGACGGUGGGGAUGGUGUUCUUGGGGUCAUAGGCAGCAUUCCUCCUCCUCCAAACACGGCGAGUUGAGUUGAUGCCAAAGAGCUCAAUUUUGGUCUCAUCUGACCACAACACUUUCACCCAGUUCUCCUCUGAAUCAUUCAGAUGUUCAUUGGCAAACUUCAGACGGGCAUGUAUAUGUGCUUUCUUGAGCAGAGGGACCUUGCGAGCGCUGCAGGAUUUCAGUCCUUCACGGCGUAGUGUGUUACCAAUUGUUUUCUUGGUGACUAUGGUCCCAGCUGCCUUGAGAUCAUUGACAAGAUCCUCCUGUGUAGUUCUGGGCUGAUUCCUCACCGUUCUCAUGAUCAUUGCAACUCCACGAGGUGAUUUCUUCCAUUUGCGAAUAAUCGCACCAACUGUUGUCACCUUCUCAACAAGCUGCUUGGCGAUGGUCUUGUAGCCCAUUCCAGCCUUGUGUAGGUCUACAAUCUUGUCCCUGACAUCCUUGGAGAGACCAUUGGAGAGCUCUUUGGUCUUGGCCAUGGUGGAGAGUUUGCAAUCUGAUUGAUUGAUUGCUUCUGUGGACAGGUGUCUUUUAUACAGGUAACAAGCUGAGAUUAGGAGCACUCCCUUUAAGAGUGUGGGAGCCAGACACAUGGGAGCCAGAAAUCUUUCUGAUUGAGAGGGGUCAAAUACUUAUUUCCCUCAUUAAAAUGCAAAUCAAUUUAUAACAUUUUUGACAUUCGUUUUUCUGGAUUUUUUUGUUGUUAUUCUGUCUCUCACUGUUAAAAUAAACCUACCAUUAAAAUUAUAGACUGAUCAUUUCUUUGUCAGUGGGCAAACGUACAAAAUCAGCAGGGGAUCAAAUACUUUUUUCCCUCACUAUAUAUAUAUAUAUAUAUAUAUAUAUAUAUAUAUAUAUAUAUAUAUAUAUAUAUAUAUAUAUUAAUUAUACCUAGUCACUAUAAAGAUAGAGGUGUCCUUCCUUCCUAAUUCAGUUGCCGGAGCGGAAAUAAACUUCUCAGGGAUUUCACCAUGAGGCCAAUGGUGACUUUUAAACAAUGGCUGUGAUAGGAGAAUAACAUUGUAGUUACUCCACAACACUAACCUAAUUGACAGAGUGAAAAUAAGCAUAGAAUAUAUUCCAAAACAUGCAUCCUGUUUGCAACAAGGCACUAAAGUAAUAAUGCAAAAACAACACAUUACUGAGUAUCAUGUUAUGGGUAUGCUUGUAAUCAUUAAGGACUGGGGAGUUUUUCAGGAUAAAAAAGAAAUGGAAUGGAGCGAAGUACAGGCAAAAUCCUAGAGGAAAAUCUUUCCACCAGACACUUGGAGAUGAAUUCACCUUUCAGCAUUACAAUAACCUAAAACACAAGGCCAAAUCUAAACUGGAGUUGCUUAUCAAGAUGAAUCAAGAAUGUUACUGAGUGGCCCAGUUACAGUGCUGUCUUAAAUCUGCUUGAAAAUAUGGCAAGACCUGAAAAUGUUGCACAAUCCAGAUGUGUAAAGCUCUUAGAGACUUACCCAGAAAGACUGACAGCUGUAAUCGCUGCCAACGGUGAUUCUAACAUGUAUUGACUCAGGUUAUUAUUGUUAUUUUAAUUUUAAUUUUUUACAAUUUCUUGAAUUUUUCUUCCACUUGAAAUUAGAGUAUUUUGUGUAGAUCAUUGACAAAAAAAUGCCAAUUAAGUCUAUUUUAAGCCCACUUUGUAACGCAACAAAAUGGGAAAAUACUCGGAAUACUUUCUGAAGGCAAUGUAUGAACGAAAUGGAUGCAAUUAAAUACUUUAAGUCCGGGAAAACUCCAGGGAUGGCAUACCAGUCGAAGUAUACCAAACCUUUUUUGAUAUACUAAGAGGACCGUUAUUAGCAUGUUUUAACCACUCCUAUGUAAAUGGUAGAUUAUCAGACACUCAUGAAGAAGGUCUGAUUUCAUUAUUACUGAAACAGGAUACAAGUGGAAAAUAUAAAAAUCCAGUCCAUUUAAAAAAAUUGGAGGCCCCUUACACUUCAGUGUUGUGAUGCAAAAUGUAUAGCGCAUAGAAUUAAAAAGGUAUUGUCGGAUAUUAUUCAUUCUAAUCAGACAGGUUUUUUACAUGGAAGAUACAUUGGAGAUAAUAUAAGGCAAGUCUUGGAAACAAUAGAACAUUAUGGAAAAUCAGAGAAACCAGGCCUUGGCAGACUUCGAAAAGGCAUUUCAUAAAGUACGACUGGGGUUUAUAUAUAAAUGCCUGGAGCAUUUCAAUUUUGGUGAAUCUCUUAUAAAAUGGGUCAAAAUCAUGUAUAGUAACACUAGGUGUAAAAUAGUAAAUAAUGGCUAUUUCUCAGAAAGUUUUAAACUGUCAAGAGGAGUGAAAUAAGGUUGUCCACUAUCGGCAUAUCUAUUUAUUGUGGCCAUCGAGAUGUUGGCUAUUAAAAUCAGAUCCAACAAUAAUAUCAGGGGAUUAGAAAUCCAGGGCUGAAAAACAAAGGUGUCAUUGUACGCUGAUGAUUCAUGUUUUCUUUUAAAUCCACAACUAGAAUCACUCCACAGCCUCAUAGAGGAUCUAGAUACAUUUUCUAACCUCUCUGGAUUACAACCAAAUUAUGACAAAUGUACUAUAUUACGUAUUGGAUCAAUAAAAAAUACAAUUUUUACAUUGCCAUGUAGUUUACCAAUAAAAUGGUCUGAUGGUGAUGUGGAUAUACUCGGAAUACAUAUCCCAAAGGAAAUAAAUGAUCUCACUUCAAUAAAUUAUAAUAGAAAGUUAGCAAAAAUAGAUAAGAUCUUGCUACCAUGGAAAGGUGGGUGCCUGUCAAUUUGUGGAAAAAUCACCCUGAUUAACUCUUUAGUAUUAUCCCAGUUUACCUAUUUGCUUAUGGUCUUGCCUACGGCUAUCGAACAGUUUUUUAAAAUUAUAUGAGAAAAAAAUAUUCAAUUUUAUUUGGAACGGCAAGCCAGACAAAAUUAAACGGGCCUAUUUAUAUAAUGAAUAUGAAUUCGGAGGACAGAAAUUAUUGAAUAUUAAAGCAUUAGACCUAUCACUAAAAGCUUCAGUCAUACAAAAGUUAUACGCACUGGUUCUCUAGCAAAUUAGUCAUUGUCUCACCCCAUGUUCAAUAAUGGCCUUUUUCCCUUUAUUCAGAUUACAACCACUCACUUUCAGUUAUUUGAAAAGGAAAUCAUCUCCCAGAUAUCACUAUUUCUAAAACAAGCCAUAGAAAGUUGGUUGCAAUUUCUAUUUAAUCCUCCAGAAACGACAGAACAAAUAAUGCAACAAAUAUUGUGGUUAAACUCAAAUAUACUAAUUGACAAAAAACAAACAAUUUUUUUUUACACAAUUUUUUAAAAAGGUAUAAUCUUUGUAAAUGAUAUCAUCGGUAGGACUGGUGGAGUUAUGUCGCACAUGCAGCUAACAAAAACAUAUGAAAAUAUCUGCUCUACCCAAAAUUACAACCAAAUAAUUGCAGCCUUACCGCAAAAAUGGAAGAGGAAAGUGGAAGGAGGAGAAAGUAAGGAACUUGUCUGUCGGCCUUGCGUUAAAGAACAUAAUUGGUUAAGGAAAACUGUGAUAAAUAAAAAAGUAUAUCAGUUUAAUUUAAGGACCAAAGGAUUGACAGCCGUCCCAUAUAGAUUGCAAAAUAGUUGGGAAGAGAUUUUUGACGUACCGAUCCCAUGGCAUAGUGUUUAUGAACUGAUACGCAAAACGACACCGGAUUCAAAACUUAGAAUCUUUCAAUUUAAAUUAUUAUAUAAAAUUCUUGCUACCAAUAGAAUGUUAUUUAUAUGGGGGAUACAAUCUUCCCAGCUCUGCAGAUUUUGCUGCGAAUAGUUAGAAUCAUUAGAUCAUUUGUUUUGGUACUGUCCAUUUGUAGCUUGUUUUUGGACACAGGUCCAGGAAUGUCUAAAGGAUUGCAAUAUUUACCUGGAGCUAACCCUGCAGAUAGCACUACUGGGUGAUCUGAAAAGUCAUAGUCAAUCGAUCAAUAACAUAAUAAUACUAUUAGCAAAAAUGUUUAUUUUCAAUUCACUAUCUGUAGAAACAAUGAGAAUAGAAAGGUUCAGAACUUUUGUAAGACAUCACAGUACAGUUGAAAUAUAUAUGGCAAAUAGAAAUCCUAUAUGGAUGGUGUUAAGAGAUAGAUGGGAGGUGUUGAAUGGAAUUGAAGGAUGGGACUAAUAACAACUAACAAUAACAAGAUAACUAAUAAUGUAGGCACGCUGUGUCCAUAAUAAGUGUAUGGGUUGUAGGUUGGGAGCUUUUGUGAAGGAGCACAGUUAGAAAGAUAUGGCAUAUAGAAGCAAACCGGAUGGACAUCAUGAAAAUGAUCGGAGAGGUUGAGAGUAGAAGUAGUUCAGGAGAAAGAACAAACAAAAUGUAAUUAUUGUAAAAUUGACUGUGUCCAUAAAAUGUAGAUAGUGGGUAUGGGCUGGAAGUAGAGGCCUAGGCGUUGUUGUUCACUUGUUUACUCCAAGUGGGGAAAGGGUGGCGGGGUUGGAAAGUAAUAAAGGGGAAUAUAUAUAUAUAUAUAUAUAUAUAUUUAAAAAAAGGAUAUGUAUGUGUAUGUAUGUAUGUAUAUGUGUGUGUGUGUGUAUAUAUAUAUACAGUGGGGGAAAAAAGUAUUUAGUCAGCCACCAAUUGUGCAAGUUAUCCCACUUAAAAAGAUGAGAGAGGCCUGUAAUUUUCAUCAUAGGUACACGUCAACUAUGACAGACAAAUUUAGAAAAAAAAAUCCAGAAUAUCACAUUGUAGGACUUUUAAUGAAUUUAUUUGCAAAUUAUGGUGGAAAAUAAGUAUUUGGUCACCUACAAACAAGCAAGAUUUCUGGCUCUCACAGACCUGUAACUUCUUCUUUAAGAGGCUCCUCUGUCCUCCACUCUUUACCUGUAUUAAUGGCACCUGUUUGAACUUGUUAUCAGUAUAAAAGACACCUGUCCACAACCUCAAACAGUCACACUCCAAACUCCACUAUGGCCAAGACCAAAGAGCUGUCAAAGGACACCAGAAACAAAAUUGUAGACCUGCACCAGGCUGGGAAGACUGAAUCUGCAAUAGGUAAGCAGCUUGGUUUGAAGAAAUCAACUGUGGGAGCAAUUAUUAGGAAAUGGAAGACAUACAAGACCACUGAUAAUCUCCCUCGAUCUGGGGCUCCACGCAAGAUCUCACACCGUGGGGUCAAAAUGAUCACAAGAACGGUGAGCAAAAAUCCCAGAACCACACGGGGGGACCUAGUGAAUGACCUGCAGAGAGCUGGGACCAAAGUAACAAAGCCUACCAUCAGUAACACACUACGUCGCCAGGGACUCAAAUCCUGCAGUGCCAGACGUGUCCCCCUGCUUAAGCCAGUACAUGUCCAGGCCCGUCUGAAGUUUGCUAGAGUGCAUUUGGAUGAUCCAGAAGAGGAUUGGGAGAAUGUCAUAUGGUCAGAUGAAACCAAAAUAUAACUUUUUGGUAAAAACUCAACUCGUCGUGUUUGGAGGACAAAGAAUGCUGAGUUGCAUCCAAAGAACACCAUACCUACUGUGAAGCAUGGAGGUGGAAACAUCAUGCUUUGGGGCUGUUUUUCUGCAAAGGGACCAGGACGACUGAUCCGUGUAAAGGAAAGAAUGAAUGGGGCCAUGUAUCAUGAAAUUUUGAGUGAAAACCUCCUUCCAUCAGCAAGGGCAUUGAAGAUGAAACGUGGCUGGGUCUUUCAGCAUGACAAUGAUCCCAAACACACCGCCCGGGCAACGAAGGAGUGGCUUCGUAAGAAGCAUUUCAAGGUCCUGGAGUGGCCUAGCCAGUCUCCAGAUCUCAACCCCAUAGAAAAUCUUUGGAGGGAGUUGAAAGUCUGUGUUGCCCAGCGACAGCCCCAAAACAUCACUGCUCUAUAGGAGAUCUGCAUGGAGGAAUGGGCCAAAAUACCAGCAACAGUGUGUGAAAACCUUGUGAAGACUUACAGAAAACGUUUGACCUGUGUCAUUGCCAACAAAGGGUAUAUAACAAAGUAUUGAGAAACUUUUGUUACUGACCAAAUACUUAUUUUCCACCAUAAUUUGCAAAUAAAUUCAUGAAAAAUCCUACAAUGUGAUUUUCUGGAUUUUUUUUUCUCAUUUUGUCUGUCAUAGUUGACGUGUACCUAUGAUGAAAAUUACAGGCCUCUCAUCUUUUUAAGUGAGAGAACUUGCACAAUUGGUGGCUGACUAAAUACUUUAUUUCCCCACUGUGUAUAUGUGUAUAUAUAUAUAUAUAUAUAUAUAUAUAUAUAACAUGGGGGAUUGGAAGUGAUGCAGACAAUUACAUUGUUGGAAGUUACUAUCUAUCUGCUGAAGCACAGUUCCCGCUCAGCCCAGUCAAAACUGUUUGCUGCUCUGGCACCCCAAUGGUGGAACAAGCUCCCUCACGACGCCAGGACAGCGGAGUCACUCACCACCUUCUGGAGACACUUGAAACCCCACCUCUUUAAGGAAUACCCUGGGAUAGGAUAAAGUAAUCCCACCCCUUACCCCACCCCCCCAACAACAAAAAAAUAAAACAAUUUUUUUUUAUUGUAAAGUGGUUAUCCCACUGGCUAUAAGGUGAAUGCACCAAUUUGUAAGUCGCUCUGGAUAAGAGCGUCUGCUAAAUGACGUAAAUGUAAAUAUUAAGCUGAUCUACCCUCCAGAAAAAAAAAGAAAAGGAAAAACCUACGAACGAAACUCACAUGCUUUUGAAAAUAGGAUUGCUGAUAUUUUCUAUCAUGAUGAAGGUAAGACCCUACGCUUGUUCCCUAACAAAGCGGAGUGAGGUUAGGAAAGAGCAUGGGCUUGGGCUCCGUCUCAAAUAUCCCUUUUUUAAUAUGUAUGUAUGUACAGUUGAAGUCGGAAGUUAGGAUGGAGUCAUUAAAACUUGUUUUUCAACCACUCCACACAUUUCUUGUUAACAAACUAUAGUUUUGGCAAGUCGGUUAGGACAUGUAGUUUGUGCAUGACACAACUAAUCUUUCCAACAAUUGUUUACAGACAGAUUAUUUCACUUAUAAUUAAUUGUAUCACAAUUCCAGUGGGUCAGAAGUUUACAUACACUAAGUUGACUGUGCCUUUUAAACAGCUUGGAAAAUUCCAGAAAAUGAUGUCAUGGCUUUAGAAGUUUCUGAUAGGCUAAUUGACAUAAUUUGAGUCAAUUGGAGGUGUACCUGUGGAUGUAUUUCAAGGCCUACCUUCAAACUCAGUGCCUCUUUGCUUGACAUCAUGGGAAAAUCAAAAGAAAUCAGCAAAGACCUCAGAAAGAAAAUUGUAGACCUCCACAAACACCAUGGGACCACGCAGCCAUCAUACUGCUCAGGAAGGAGACGCGUUCUGUCUCCUAGAGAUGAACGUACUUUGGUGUGAAAAGUGCAAAUCAAUCCCAGAACAACAGCAAAGGACCUUGUGAAGAUGCUGGAGGAAACAGGUACAAAAGUAUCUAUGCCCACAGUAAAACGAGUCCUAUAUUGACAUAACCUGAAAGGCUGCUCAGCAAGGAAGAAGCCACUACUCCAAAACCGCCACAAAAAAGCCAGACUACAAUUUGCAAAUGCACAUGGGGACAAAGAUCGUACUUUUUGGAGAAAUGUCCUCUGGUCUGAUGAAACAAAAAUAGAACUGUUUGGCCAUAAUGACCAUUGUUAUGUUUGGAGGAAAAAGGGGAUUGCUUGCAAGCCGAAAAACACCAUCCCAACCGUGAAGCACGGGGGUGGCAGCAUCAUGCUGUGGGGAUGCUUUGCUGCAGGAGGGACUGGUGCACUUCACAAAAUAGAUGGCAUCAUGAGGAAGGAAAAUUAUGUGGAUAUAUUGAAGCAACAUCUCAAGUCAUCAGUCAGGAAGUUAAAGCUUGGUCGCAAAUGGGUCUUCCAAAUGGACAAUGACCCCAAGCAUACUUCCAAAGUUGUGGCAAAAUGGUUUAAGGACAACAAAGUCAAGGUAUUGGAGUGCCUAUCACAAAGCCCUGACCUCAAUCCUAUAAAAAAUGUGUGGGCAGAACUGAAAAAGCGUGUGCGAGCAAGGAUGCCUACAAACCUGACUCAGUUACACCAGCUCUGUCAGGAGGAAUGGGCCAAAAUUUACCUAACUUAUUGUGGAAAGCUUGUGGAAGGCUACCUGAAACGUUUGACCCAAGUUAAACAAUUUAAAGGCAAUGCUACCAAAUACUAAUUGAGUGUAUAUAAACUUCUGACCCACUGGAAUGUGAUGAAAGAAAUAAAAGCUGAAAUAAAUAAUUCUCUCUACUAUUAUUCUGACAUUUCACAUUCUUAAAAUAAAGUGGUGAUCCUAAAUGACCUACAACAGGAAAUUUUUACUAGGAUUAAAUGUCAGGAAUUGUGAAAAACUGAGUUUAAAUGUAUUUGGCUAAGGUGUAUGUAAACUUCCGACUUCAACUGUGUGUGUGUGUAAGUAAUGACAGUGGUUCCACACGUUCCCGUGACACAAGUUGUUGGAAAAUUAUUUGUUGUAAUUUAUUCUGUUAUAUUCCAUUAUAUUCUUACUAUAAAAUAUGUGUGUUGACUGUGAUGGGGCGGCAGGUAGCUUAGUGGGUAAGAGCGUUGUGCCAGUAACCGAAAGGUCACUGGUUCUAAUCCCCGAGCCGACUAGGUGAAAAAUCUGUCGGUGCCCUUAAGCAAGGCACUUAACCCUAAUUGCUCCUGUAAGUCGCUCUGGAUAAGAGCGUCUGCUAAAUUACUAAAAUGUAAAUGUAAAAAUUAUAUUCUUACUAUAAAAUAUGUGUGUUGACUGUGAUCGGGUAGGUGUGUCUUAUCUGUUUAAUGAACAAAAUAACUAUUGAUUUCAUUUGGAUGGCGCAACCAUAGUUGCACAGACCCGUAACAUAGGCCUAAUUAAACUGAAAAUAUUCUUUUGAAAAUACAUUUUACUAGUCUUUUAAUGUUUCUUAGGAGCUGCCUUAAUGAAUUAAUAAUGGAUUUAUUUUUGAUGGUGUAUAUUCUCAAUGGAUUUAUUUAAAUGGACACCCUCCCACAUAUGCACACCACUACUACCACUCAUCCCCGGCAUGCACACGGGAGGUAUAAAAUGUCUAUGCAGACAAGAAUGAGCUAAAAGUAGGCCUGUUUGUAAGGGGGUCAUAUAAACAUUGCCCUAUUUAUUUUUUUACAGGCUAAAUACUGUAAAUCCUAUGUGAAAGCAGUUAAAGAAAACAGUGGAUCUGUCAUUUCCUCCUCCCUUAUUUGGAACACCAGUCUGAAAGCCACCUUAUAAUUUAUCACUGAAUACCUUUCUGUAGACAUCAUGGUUCUCUCACUCACACAGCCUUCAGUACACACACCACAGUUUACAGCAAGUACCAGUGUUCGACAGUACAGCUCCCUGAAUUCAAUUGUUAUUAUGUCAUGCACGGUUAUAAAUAUGGAGUUACUGCCCAGACAGGAUAUUUUUAGUUUUACCUCAGAAGUAUUUUGGUGUGUGCUGCACUCUGUGACCCUAGAGCACGUGAAUCGGGUGUAGUAGGUUUGCUGCAACACUAACUGAUUUCAUUGCACUGUGGCCAUCCUGUUUCUACACUCAGGAGGUAUCUGUGUUUGAUGUGGGAGGUAGGUAUGUUACCUUGGUGCCAGCCUGUGCCACUCACAUUGGUGAUUUCCGAUAUGGGUUUUUUGGGCUGAUUCCGAUUUUUGGUGGGACAAAACUUACAGAUACCGAUAUAUCUGCCGAUAUACUGUUUUACAGCGGGAAAAUGAAAAAGUGACAUUUUUCCAAUACAUCUCAAAAUUGCCAUCCAUAAGAGCAAUUGUCAAAGAAAUAUGCUUCAAAUGUUGAUUUCUUAUAUUGUGACAAUAUUGACACACUAUGAGAAUGGCCGCAAGUGUUCAGAUAGGAUGGAAAAAAGGGAAUCUCAUCCUUAUCUAUUGAAUAUCAGUUAUUGGUGGAAAUAUCAUCCGAGAUCGUUAAAAAGCCAAUAUUGUUUGAUAAUAUCAGCGAACCGAUAUAUUGGUCUGGCUCUAAUGGAGAGGCCACGCUAAUACAAAACUGAUAGAUGAUCAUAGCCAGGGAUUUUCCACAAUGUGUGAUGGGACUGGCCACUGUUGAUGAGUUGCCAGGGAAAGUCUUCAAAUUGGGGGUUAAUGCUGUGACACCUUCUGAAUUUUGAGAGCUGUAUCUUAACUUGAUUAAAGGAGUGACUGUACACAAAACGUUGGGAAAAAGACUCUAGGGAAGUUACAGGCAAUACUGGUUCUUUUGAUCUCUCAUUAGUUGGUUCUCUGCUAACCGUGUGUGAAAAUGUGUUUGUGUGUGUACGCUUAGUUUCAUUGUAUCAGUAGACCCAAAAUGCCAAAAGUUCAGAGAUGUCAAAUAGACAACAUCCCUGUGUAGCCAGGGCCUCAGAAUGUGUACACCAAAUAUGGGCAUUCCUGAAAACAAUAUAGGCUAGUAGAGGAACCCUUUCUGUGGAGGAAGGAAACAAUGUCCAGAUUAUCACCUCUGGUGCUCUACUCUGGCCGGCAUACUGACAAUACUAGUAGUAGUGUGAAAACAUUAGGUGUGACUGCUGGCAGAUUCUCACCAAGAACAGGAAGGAGACUUAGUAAAAGCAUCCUGUUUUGGACUGUUUGGGCAUUGUAACAACCAUGUUAUCUGGGGAAAGUCCAUGCUCAUCUUGGAUGACAUACUCUCUGUCCAAACAGAGAGUCAAAAGCUGAAUACAAAGAACAGCUAACUCCUGUGACUGUCUAAGAACAGGACUGGACACAGAUCUGUUGCUAAGGGUCAGUACAGUCUGGACAAAGAACCUGUUAACUUUACCCUUCUUGAUUUAGAGGGUUAUUCACUCUCCAUUCUAUCUACUUGUCUGACCUUUGCAUUACUGGCCAUUUGAUUCCUUCGAAUAGGCCAAUAUCUAGUCCAGCGCAGCAUACCUCCAAAUCACGUUGGCUGCUCCUUUGGAGGUCUGGAGAAUUUUGUAUUAGCCGAAACGGCUGGAAUGGUCCACUGGCUUCCAGCGGCUGCAUUUUGAUUGAAUAUUAAUUUUCAAGAACCCUUCCCCCACUGAUUUACACAGGGUUUCCACCCCAUUGUAGCUACUUUCUGCCAUUGACUUCACCAGGCUUUCCGAUUUAGGGAUGCCUGGUUCUCGACGAGGCUAGCCAAUAUCUAGUCAGCUGUCUUUUGGUUGUAGGACAUUUCAAAUCUGUAACUGGUCUUCACAACACACUUUUCCCUUCGUUAAGUUUCUCAGGCCUUUCUCAAUGUCCUGUCAUUCGGAUAAUUGCUGUAGCUGUGUGUGCAGCUGUUGUGGUGGUAAUAACACAGGGUCCAUGUGAAAAUAUCAGGUAGGUAGACCAGACAUGACCUCAAACCUGAUGACUCAAACCUGGUGUUAGAGGAGAAACAGCUGAUGGCUGAAGACCUAUGUCUGCCCUCUGCUCCCAGGAACACUGAUCACCUACCUACACCACACUCAUUAUAAUAAUAAUAAUAAUAAUAAUAUGCCAUUUAGCAGACGCUUUUUAUCCAAAGCGACUUACAGUCAUGCGUGCAUACAUUUUUGUGUAUAUGGGUGGUCCCGGGGAUCGAACCCACUACCUUGGCGUUACAAGCGCCGUGCUCUACCAGCUGAGCUACAGAGGACCACUGAUCACUCCUAUUCAGUUCUGCAUACAUCCCUCUAAUCUCUCCCUCUCCCACUUUGUCUCUCCCUUUGUCGCUCUCUUUUUCUCUCUCGCCUUUACUCGUCUCUCUCCUAACUCUCGCAGGUCCUGAGUGAUGUUCUGCUGGACCUGUACCGGGCCUUGAAGUGGGUGGUGCGCUCAGACACUGAUGAUGUCACAGUGCUCCAUGCUCAGCUGGCUCUGGAGGAACUCAACGAUGUCAUGAGGAGGUUCAUCUUCCCUGCACAGAAGCUGGAGAAGAAGAUCGUGGUCUUGCCAUGA